Messenger RNA from Macrosiphum euphorbiae (potato aphid), 360 nucleotides. The record is from the annotation of a GenBank genome assembly. NCBI's taxonomy places the organism in Eukaryota, Metazoa, Arthropoda, Insecta, Hemiptera, Aphididae.
AUGCCACAGUACCGAAGACAAGGGUAUGGACGAAUUCUCAUCGAAUUCAGUUAUCUUCUAUCUAGAAUUGAAAAGACAGCGGGAACCCCGGAAAACACCCUUUCCGGCUUGGGAAAAAUGACGUACGAUGCAUAUUGGAAAGGUGUUAUUCUCGAGUAUUUAGAUAAACACAGAGACAUUGACAGCAUAUGCAUCAAUGAUGUUAGCAGUGAAACUGGUUUAAUGAGACAAGAUAUUAUAGACACGUUCAAAUCUCUACACAUGGUUGUGGAAAUCUAUAAAGAAAUGACAAUAUGCAUUAGACUGAUAAACCAACAUCACGAAGAACCGGCUUUCAUCAGGUGCAUUCCAGGUUGCUAA